Messenger RNA from Cutaneotrichosporon cavernicola, 1983 nucleotides. RefSeq lists its product as uncharacterized. The record is from RefSeq and is a predicted model, not a curated record. Bases 1 to 1983 code for a protein of 660 amino acids. The transcript has 5 exons. NCBI's taxonomy places the organism in Eukaryota, Fungi, Basidiomycota, Tremellomycetes, Trichosporonales, Trichosporonaceae.
AUGGGCUUACCACUUAAGCGGCUACCCCAGCCGCGCCGGUUGCUCAUGAUCGGGGGUGUGAUCGCCGCCAUCUUCCUCAUGCUGCACAUAUUUGCCCCCUCGGCACUCCCACCCAUCCUGGCGCCCGGCCACUUGCACCUUGAGCCCGACGCGCCCAUGUGGUCGUCCUCCAAGUGGAUUCCCCCCCUCAUCAACGGUGGCCUUCCCAAAAUGCCGGACGAGUACGGGUCAGACGGGACAUGUCGCUUCCUCUCGGUCGUCGAGGCGCUGUCACCACAAGAGCGCGCACUCGCCGAAGGCAUCAAGCUCACCGAAGUCUCGCCCGGCAUCGUCCAAGUCAACAACGCUAGUUCCCAGGGCGCACAUCCUAUCCUUGGCCUGAUCGUAGCGGGAGAACGACACUGGGGAGACCUCAUGAAUCGCCAGAGCAAGACGCUCGAAGACGCGUACAAGGUCUACGUGACAAAGUGGGGUCGGCCGCCCCCCAAGGGCUUCGACGACUGGUGGAGUUAUGCGGCGACACGCGAAGUUCUCCUGAUCGACGAGUUUGACAUUAUCAUGGAGUCGCUUAUGCCAUAUUACGGUCUCGAGAUCAAGGAGCUGCAGACACGCAACGCGGACCUGGAAAAGGUCGUCGAGACAUUCACGCUCAUCGUAACCAACGGCAAGGUCGAAGUACAGUGGAACGACAACUAUGCGCGCGACCGGUGGUGGUCGACACGGCCGCGUGCCGACGCCCAGGUCAACCUCAUGGAGAAGUUCCUCCAUCUCCUGCCCAACUUCCGUGCAACCUUCUCGAUCCACGACCAGCCGAUGGUAAUGCUCAACCACGACGUCUUGCAGAAGCUCAAUAAAGCUGCGUCUGACCACAAGGUUGUCACCAAUCCUGGCGAUGUCGAUACAUUCAAGUUUGACUGGAAGUUGGCUUGUCCCAACGACUCGCCCCUGAGGAAGCAGGUUAAGGAGGAAGCCGCCACGGACACGUUUGUGUCGGACCACCUGAAGGCCAUGAACCCCUGCGACCACCCAUCGCUGCUCGAGAACCACGGCAUGUUCCUCGAGGAGCAUGUCGAGACGUCUAGUCCCAAGCCGCACACAAAGUUGCUGCCCAUCUUCUCGUUGUCCAAGACGUCGCUCAACCAGGACAUCCUCGUGACUCCGGUCGGUAAGGACGGGGAGAUUGAGAGCGUGGGCAACGAACGGUCCUGGAACAAGAAGAAUGGCAAGAUGUACUGGCGUGGCCUCGCCACUGGCAUGUUCCACAACAAGAAGGCCGGGCACAAGUGGCGCCAGAGCCACCGCGAGCGACUUCACUUCCUCGCCAACGACCGCACGGGCCGCGAGGAUGAGGUCACUAUGCCUGUUGGCGCCACUGGACAGACCAAAUACGAGCGGCACUCCCUCAAGGCACUCGGCGAGUACUAUACAAACUCCAAGCUCGCGCAGGGUCCAUGGCAGUGUGACGAGGGCGACGGGACAUGCGCCGAGAUGCAGAGCGAGAUCGAUUUCGCUCCGAAGGACCCCAUGGAGGAAAGCAACAAUUACAAGUACCUCCUCGACAUUGAUGGCAACGCGUGGAGCAGUCGCUUCCCGCGCCUCAUGCGGGCCCUCAACGUCAAGAUCAGGGCGACUGUGUUUCCCGAGUGGAACUCGCUGAUCCUCCCGGCAUGGUUCGCGUACGUGCCCGUCAAAAUGGAUUAUUCGGACUUGUACUCGGUCCUUGCUUUCUUCCGCGGCUCCCUUUCAGGGCGGGGAUCACACGACGAGGUGGCGCGCCGCAUUGCGAGAAAUGGACAGUGUUGGGUCGAGAGGACGUUGAGGAGAGAGGACCUCGAAGUAUACAUGUUCCGUCUGUAUCUUGAGUGGGCACGUCUUGUCUCAGACGACCGUGACAACGGCAAGAUGGACUUUGAGCUCCAGCCAUGGCACAAGGGAAAGCCAGACCUCGCGGCCGACCUGGUCAAGCCCGGCAUUGAUUCAUAG